GGUCUCUAUCGGACUGUGAGCUGUGAUUACGAUUGACUGUGCAGAAGAGCCACGCGUGUUGUACUUGUGCCGGAGCCCUGGCUGCCGGGACUCGGGACUCCUCGCUUGUUCACGGAUGCCGGUGUCGUUCCAUUUGUCGGAUAUUGGUGAUCUUUUAUUUUAUUUUGUACCCGCGUCUCUAUCAUGUCGACGUGGCAGCCAUACUUGAUCCAUCACAAUAUUGCUAUACAAUAAACGCGAUCGCCUUUCGUGCUUACCCCGUGGCCAGCCAGUGCCGGCAGUUUUGCGGUUCAACUAGUGUCUCUGUUCAUACAAAACGACAACGAUUACAUAAUAACAUAUGGUGGUCCAAUGGCACAUGUGUGAGCUCGCUCCGUGUGAUUUGCCGCUAGGAGUAUGUACAAAUUAUCUUCUUAAUGUGGCGAUAAUUUAAUUGCGACUACAUUCGCUACACAGCCAUGCAGGGUCGCUGACGCGACAGGGAAAAGCGUUGCUCUUAUCAGAAAACAUUAGCCGCACCUUUUCAAGCGGUGAUAGCGCGCCGCCCGGCUCCAUAUCGAGUGCGCGCGCUACGAUUGUCACACUGAACAAACACGAACCAGACAACACCAUGUCGUAUAAAUAUUCAUUCUGUUUUCCAGAGUUCUCCGGCGGCAACAGCGCCACGUGCUAGGCCUCACGUCUGAGUUGGACAGGGGAUCUUGACAGUUUGCGCCAUGUGCUGCCAGAUCUAUCUUUCCAGCUCACGCGUGAGGCCGCUUCGUCUCGACGCCACUUCGGGAGAGCCUGUGCACAUCAUGAUAAACGCGUGAAGGAUCAAGUGGAGGUGUGAUCUCUUCACUUUUUAUGUUUAAAGUGAGAUUCAACUCCUCCAACUUAAUUCCGAAACGCUUAUACUACAUACACGUCAUAUCAACAUGAUGCAAGACCUACAGAUGCUGGAAGACUUGUUAAUAAUUUUGUAAUAUUGUGCGCAUAUUAUAUUUUUAUUUUUUAUUAUUUACUAUUGUUUUGAUUUGAUGUACAAAUUCUUUGUAAUAAUUAAAAUAUCAUAUGCAUUAAUCAUUUUUUAUUAAACUUUCAUAAUUUAUUACAAUUUCUAAACUCCUCCCUUAGCCACUUUAUGCUACAAGAGUUUACAAUUUCAAAUACUGGCGCCACUGUACACGACACGCGAGCAUUAUGGAAGACCCAACGCUACGCGACUAGUCUGAAGUGCACUGCAAAUCACUAGAAAAAAAUCACAACACCCAAAACAAAAAAUGGGCAAAAAAAUGUUGGUAACACCGGUGCGCUAAAAAAGCUUGCAAACUUCACGCACCUAACCUGCGCUGGACAUCGACUCGUCCGUAUCUCUAAACUCUGGGAAAAUGUAUAUUGAUUUUUCAAAGAAAAGUCAACCGAUGUAACAAAACACCGUUCGCGGAGUGUUUAUACGCGUAUAGAAGUGCCGCGGUCGAUGUGCUGUGUCGUCAAGAUGAUGCGACGGUGUUUGUCGUCGCGUUCCGAGUGAGAUCGGAGAGAGUGUUGCGUCGCUCGGCCGACGGCCCGGAGCCCGGCCGCGGCCAGGGCCUGGGCGCGCCAUGGACGCCGGCGCUGCUGACCCGCUGCGAGUGGCCAGGCCGUGAGUAUCAUGUCUCUUCGCCCGCACCCAUCAUCGCCUGCAGCGUGCCGUGGUCGUUCCGCCCGCGUUCUUACGUCGUGGAUUAUUUCGGUCCCUGCGAGCCCAUCCGAGGUUGCGAAACGACCCGUCCGCGCUCGUUUCUCGCUCGCGCCGAGCGGACAUUCUCUCGCUCGUGCGGUCGCGGCGUCACGGCCUCCGCGUUGCGCCAUUUCGAAACGGUCGCAUCGUCCGCUCGCGCUAGUGCUCGCGAGCCGAGGCGAGGACACCGCGGCCAGGCUGAUAGCGAUCGAGCAGCGAGCGCGGCGGCCGAGCGUGACCGCCUCCUCCCGCAUAGCCCCGGUGCCACUCGUAUGAAUGACUCGGCCAGCCGGGAUCGUAAAUCAGAAUCGUGUUUACAGUUUUUGCGGGGCGCACGAAACCUGUCGCGCCGCCCCCGAGACAAAGGGCGGCGCGAGAGGCGCUCGGCCUCGGCGCGGCCCGACCGUGGCGCUCACCAAACGCCCAAGUGAAUUAUGGCUAGGUGCAUAUAACCCGUGCACUAUACACUACACAUACCUAACAUACGCGCCUACCUAUCUAUAGCUAUAUGCAGUGAAGGCUGCGAGUACGUACCUACCUACUCAAACAAAGCAUUUUGCCCACAAAUCCAUACUGCUAGGCUCGCACGGCCAGCGUUCGCGUUCUUUGUCAAGUUUCGUACGAGUCCGCGGUGUCGGUGAUGUCAUGUGUGUGUAUGUCGUCUGUGCUAACAUCUGGCUGAUUGACAAUUGUUCAUUUUGGUGUGCAUUUUGAGGUUAGGUCGUGACUGUGCCCCGAGAGGCCCGGGAGCUCCGCGCCGCCCGCGGGGGCGCUCCGCGUCGCCAGUGUGCGUGCUGCACUGUGGCACAGUGGAUAUGGACAGUGCCAGUGCCACUGGGUGACCUGACAAUGCUCUGUGUCACGGCUAUUACUUGCAGCAAUUGCAGUAAUUGCACAUUAAACAGUUUGACUUGUAAGUGUUGGAUGUGAUUGUGGCUGUAAGUGGACAAGGUUGUGUCGGACAGUGUGUGCAGCCCGCUGCAGCCGCCUCAUGCUCAGGUGAUGUGCACUGGCAGUGUUGCGAGCAGAGUGUGGCAUUGUGUUGCUAGUUACCUAAACGCAGGUCAUUUACCUGCUUAGCAAACUAUUAACAAACUGGUAGGACUGAUAAAACUAGAAGGACUACAGGUUUUCAAGUGACUGAGUUACAUCAUGCUCAUGAUUGCACACAAAGUUGUUUUAUCUCUGCAUUCUUUGUUGAACAGUGUUAAAACUGGAUACUAGUGUCUGCCAGGCUAGUUUUUAAAUUAUUUGAAUUUGCCUUUUAAUUUGAUGGUUCCUGAGUCAAUACUUUGCAUAUUUUACACAUUUGGGACAUGUUUGCUUGCAAGUCAAGCCAGUGAAUCUAUCUCAACUUAUAUUAAACCAUUCUAACUUCACUACUUCAUAAGAGUCACUCAAAUACAGGAAAAAUUUACUCUGUUUAUAUUUAUAAACAAAUUAUCUUCAAGUAAGUCAUAAUUUGAAAACAUUGAUGGGUAUUAGGAGCAUUUGAUUUAUAGUUAUUAUGAAUUAAUUUUAUGAUGUAAUAAACAUCAAUCUGGAGUUCAUUUUGAUUUACAAUUUGUAGCUCACAGCUGAUAAAUUAAUGGCUAAAUGAAUGAAGCAAUGAUUAAUAACAACAUAAACAAUGGCAGUGUGUAAGCCUGUGUCCACAUGAGCAGUGAUUGGCGAUGCUAGCACAAGGAAUGCUGAGCUAUUGAUGUGCAGAGACAGAGUGUGUGCCCAAGUGUUGUGAUGUUGUGUCUCACUGGAUAUGAGUUCCUCGGCUCAAACAAUACCCCUGGUGUUGCUGCACCUAGUGCUCGGGAGGAGGGCGAAGAGAAGCCGAAGCCGACAGAGAACCAAGACGACGGGUACGAGACGAGCAACAGCGGCGAGGCGGCGCGCCGCAAGCCCUCGAGCGCGGAGGGCUCGCCCGCGCCGCCCGCCGCGCCCUCGCCGCCGCCCGACCCUCCCUACGAGCCGCUGCUGCGCCACUACGAGCCGGAGCCGGAGCCCUACCGGCACUUCGAGCCGCCCGCGCCGCCGCCGCCGCAGCCCGAGCCGCAGUACCAGCACUUCCCGUUCCCCAAGUACGCGGGCGACCCGUACGCCUUCAAGCGCGAGCCCGAGGUGCCGUACGACAUGAGCCAGCACCACCAGUACGCGCAAGGCAAGCGCGACGACGACCUCUACAACGGCAUCAAGCGCGAGUGCGACGACCCCUACUCCUUCGUGGAGGAGGAGGCCAUGUGCGCCAUGCUGGGGCAGCCGCAGCCGCACGCCGUGCCGCACCUGCCGCACCACGACCACCACAUGCUGCACCCGCACCAGCUGCUGCUCAACCAGCCCAAGAAGCGCGGCCGCAAGAAGAAGAUCAAGGACGAGAACGGCAUGGAGAUGAAGCCGGAGGGCGGGCUGGAGGGCGUGGUGGCGCGGCCCGUCAAGGAGCGCAAGAAGCACGACCGCUUCAACGGCAUGAGCGAGGAGGAGGUGUCGCGCCGCACGCUGCCCGACCACCUCGCAGAGAACCUCGACAUCAUCAUUAUCGGCAUCAACCCGGGGCUGUUCGCGGCGUACAAGGGGCACCACUACGCGGGCCCGGGCAACCACUUCUGGAAGUGCCUGUACCUGUCCGGCCUCACGCGCGAGCAGAUGAGCGCCGAUGAAGACUACAAGCUGCUAAACUUCGGCAUCGGCUUCACGAACAUGGUGGCGCGGCCCACGAAGGGCAGCGCGGACCUGACGCGGCGCGAGAUCAAGGAGGGCUCGGCCAUCCUGCUGGAGAAGCUGCAGACCUUCCGCCCCAAGGUGGCCGUCUUCAACGGCAAGCUCAUCUACGAGGUCUUCUCCGGGAAGAAGGACUUCUGCUUCGGCAAACAGCCUGACACCAUUGCCGGGACUAACACUUACAUGUGGGUGAUGCCGUCGUCGUCGGCGCGGUGCGCGCAGCUGCCGCGGGCGGCGGACAAGGUGCCGUUCUACGCGGCGCUCAAGAAGUUCCGCGACUACCUCAACGGCCUGGUGCCGCACGUCGACGAGCACGAGCUGGUCUUCCCCGACAACACCUCGCGCCGCCCGCAGGAGGAGAUGGAGAUCCGACGCCAAGCCAACAGACUGACGAUGGAGCCGGAGCCGGGCGACACCAUCAUCCUGGAGGACGGCACGGAGGUGCCGCUCAAGAAGAAGCGCGGCCGCCCCAAGAAGGUGAAGCUCGAGAACGGCGAGGUGGCGCCCGCCGCCCCGCGCCAGCCCCGCGCCCCGCGCCCGCCGCCCUCGCUCGACCCCACCGACCAGCCGCCCAAGAAGAAGCGGGGCCGCCCCAAGAAGAUCCGCCCCGAGGAGCAGCAGUUCCUGCUGCAGCACCAGCAGCAUCAGCAGCACCAACAGCAGCAGCAGACGAACGCGAUGGUGCAGCAGAGCAGCGGGCUGUCGGCGCUGCAGCCGGUGGCGGGGCACGGCGGCGCGGCGCACGACGGCUACCUGGCGGACUUCCCCGCGCCCAUGUACCACCAGCAGCACGCGCCGCACCAGCAGCUCACCAACGACGCCGGCAACUACUUCCAGCAGCAGCCGCCCAACUCAGGCAUGGAGUCGCCGCUGGAGGUGUCGGCGCCGCUGGGCAUGACGCGCGCGUACGGGUCGCCGGGCGCGUACGGGUCGCCCCGCGGCGUGUACGCGUCGCCGCGCUCGCAGGGCUACUCGCCCUCGCCCGCGCGGCCCGCCGGCACGCCGCAGCCCGCCGAGCUGCUGCACGCCUUCCCCGCCAGCCCCGCCGCCUUCCCCGCCGUGUCGCCGCCGCGCGCCGGCUCGGGCUACGGCUCGCCCGCGCCGCGGCUGUGCGGCCGCUCGCCGCUGUACGCGCACUCGCCCGCGCCCUACGCGCCGCAGCACUCGCCCGCGCCGCCGCCCGCGCGCUACGCCAUGUCGCCGGCGCAGCACUACUCGCACUCGCCCGCGCCCGUGCAGGCGCCGCGGCCCUACUCGCGCUCGCCGGCGCCGGGCAGCGGCACCACGCCCUUCCCGGCCGCGUCGCCCGCCGCGCUGCACAGCUACACGCCGUCGCCCGCGCACACGCCCUACAGCCAGCACUCCUCGCCCGCGCCCUCGCGCACCCCCACCUACACCGACACGCACCACUUCGCGCCGCAGGGCGGUAGCGGCACGAGCGGCAGCGGCAGCGGCAGCGGGUACGGCGGCGAGCUGUCGCACGAGAUCGGCGCCGCCAUCUCGUCGCCGGCGGCGGCCUCGCCCGUGGCGCUGGACUUCGAGCCGCCGCGCGACACGCCGGGCCGCGACUCGCCCAUGGGCAGCACCGACAUGCACCCCGGCUCCAACUCCAACUCCAGCCUCUCCGACUACAACAAGACGUCGGCCGGCAGCGAGAUGUCCCCGGCGGGCGUGGGCGGCGCGUCGUUCGGCGGCGCGCUGUACGACGGCGAGGCGCGGCUGCACGACCACUACUACCGACAGGACCAGGGCGGCGGCGUGGGCGACAGUCCGCGGCUAGACCAGAUGCAUCAGCACCAGUCAUCCAUGUACCCCAACAACUUCAACAGGUCCCCGCCGGCGGGCGGCGGCGAGGCGUUCUCCCCGCUGGGCGCGGCGUUCCGGCCGCCCGACGCGCACACGCCGCACACGCCGCACACGCCGCACGACGACCACACGCAGCACCUGCACCAGCCCGGUUCUCCCGGCGAGUACGCGGGCGCGGUGAAGCCGAAGGCGCAGGACGUGGCGUCCAAGUCGCUGUCGGGGCUGGAGUCGCUGGUGGACCAGAUCCCCAGCAUCGCGGAAGGGCCGGGCGCCGGCGCCGGGCCCGCGCCGCCCGCGCCGCCCGAGCAGGCGCCGGCCGCCGUGGCCGCGCUGCCCGACUACGCGCCCGCGCUCUACCCGCCCUACGGCGCCUACGGCGGCACCGCUUACGGGAACAACGGGUACGGGGCGCCGUUCGUGGGCUACGGCUCGGGCUGGGGCACGGCGGUGAUGCGGCCGACGCCGGGCUACCUGUCGGAGUGGCAGUACGGCUACCCGGCGGGGGUCCCCGCGGGCUACGCGCCCUACAACGCGCCCUACUACAACGGGUACGCCGGCCCGCCGCCCGCGCACCACCAGCAGGCGCACUACCUGUCGGCGCCGCCGCUGAUCGACCUGCACAAGAACGGCGAGCACGCGAGCGUGGCGGCCGUGCCCGCCGUGCCGUCCGUGCCGUCCGUCGGCUUCGGCGGCUUCUGUUAGUGCCCGUGCGCUCCUCUAGAGUAAGUAGCUAAUUGGACUGAAGCAGCGGCGAGAGGGAAAUGUUUUGUAAAGCAAUCGUUAGUGAUGUAAUUUAAUCUUUUUCAACUGAGGAGCUUAAUUUGUAGGAUUUAUUUGUAAAUAUUGUAUGUAUCGUUUCGUUUCGGUCCAUCACACGUCCGGCGGGGCCGGGCCGGCUGCGGGGGCGCGACGCACGUACUUAAUGUAUUCGGAAUGUCUGUGAUCUUCAGUGAUGUCUAACUAAUAACGAUGGCCAUUUUUAUUGCCAUACUGAAAAAUAACUAGUGUUCGGAAUUAGCGGCCGAGUGCGCUCGUAAUACGAAGUCUUGCCAAUGAUGUGUUUCGCGUUCUAGUCACUUACUAAUUCGUGUCGGCUAGUCAAAUUGAUGAAGUCGUUCCCUCGCCGCAGUCUCCCGCUCCCGGACGAGUCGCUCCAAUAUAUUGUUAUCUAAGUCACAACAACGGCCUAUGAGAUAUAUAAUGUAUACUUUUAUUUAGAUUUUAAUUUACUUACACGUCGUACCGGCGACUCUAUUUAUAUUUCAAGUUUAGCAUUUGAUAACUAUAUUUUUACAGUCGCAGGAGGCGGCCAUUUUAUAUUAAGCGGUCGUUGACCUUUACCAGUGCACCGCGCAUGCGCGCGUGACGUCACCGCGCCCUGCAUUUUACACAACGUUACCCGAACAGUUACAUUAGUUUCGGAUCGCUAGUGAAUAGCAUAAUUUUACAUAAUAUUGUAACCUAUAUUUUAUUACACAUGCGCCAUUUUAUCGUAAGGCCAAAGGGGGCGUCCGCGCCCUGCCUCCUGCACGUGGCACGUGGCUCGUGGCUCGGGGCUCGUGGCUCCGGGCACGGGGCUCGUGGCUCGGGGCACGUGGCAGUGUACGCGGGCGGACUCCUCUCUAGUUUAGUUAACGUUAACACGAUGCAUAAUGUUUACAUAGGGUGCUCAUGGGUUCAUAGUUUCCUUACUUGCGCGGGCGUCGCAACCCGCGCCGUCUUAUACUGUGUUGUUGAAGUUUUAUUUUGACUUUUGGUGUAUAAGGUAUGGGGUCGUGGAAAGAGUAUAGAUCUUACAACAUAGGGGUCCUAUUGUAGUGGUCGACACCUAGGUCCUGCCGCGUGCUGUGCGCGAGUGUGUCGCGGUCAGGACUGCCGGGAGUUAUAACAAUCUUGUACAAAAUCUUUAAUUAGUAAAGUCUUUUCUUUGCACAAAAUGAUAAAAGUCUUAAAGUCUUAAAUAUAAGCUAAAACGAAAUAACAUACGUAAUAAAGACAUAUACGUUAAUGAUAGGUUUACUCGGAAGAAUUUAUAUGAUAGUUAGUGGAUGGAUAGUCACCGGAGAGUAGGUUCGUGGUGGCAGGCGGCGGGUCUCGCGCCGACGCUGCAUGAUCUCCAAUAACGUUCUGGUCUGGCUUAGGUUAGUAUGUACGAGCUCGUACCGCAGUCUAUGCAAUGCGUCUUUUUUAUUAUUUUUUCGUAAUUCAAAAGGGGAAACAUGAUAAUUUAAAAAAAAAUGAAAUCAACAGGGUAUUUAAGAUUGCUUAAGAUAUAUUAUUUUAUAUUUAUUGUGACUUAUUAACAAUGCGUGCUCGCCUGGCGCCAUUGUGUUAGUGUUACUGAUGUUUGUUUAGUUUGUGUCGCCCCGCGCGUGCCCGCCGCGCCCGCACCGCGGCGCCACUGUCACUUGCAUUUACAGACAAACAAAUACUAUCAUAGUCAUUUGUUAUAGAGGUCACAUGACCUUGCGGCAAAUCCCAACUAUAAGAUUGCAACUCUCAAUGGAUUUAUUACAAACUGAAUUUUCCCAAUGAUCAUCGUGACAGUGGCCGGUAGCGACGCGGCGGGCGGCGCGGACACGCGGGAGAGAGCGACAAUUGUUCACAAUAACAACGCCUUGUACAUAAUGAGUGCUUUAUUACGCUUUUUUGAUAUUAUAUUUUUUAUUUAAAAUAAUAUUACAAUAAUACUAUUUCUAUAUUUUUGCUUUUAUUUUGUACAUGAGAGGUGGUGUAUCUGUAUGGAACGUUUUUGUUCGCGUCCUUUUCUAAGUACUCUUGAUACUAUGUGGUGAUAUUUUGUCAUAUCUGUCAUUAUGUUCACGAUUGCUUGUCGAUUGGAAUGUUAUUGUGAUAUGUCGGCAGCGCCACGACUGCCCGCCGCUCGCAGGCCGGCACACAGCUUGCCGCUCGCAAGCCGUGCGCCGGUGUCCGACAACUUGUGUUCUUUUCAAAACCACAAUAUUUUUGAGAGCUGUGAUCUGUUUAAGGAUAUUAUAGUACUUAAAUAUUUUCAAAUCAGUCAGCGUCGCAUUUUUAAUUCAUCAUUUUUACAUUUUAUUAUGAUAAUUUAUUACAAAUUAUUUUUGGUAGUCGUGGUGCGUCCGCUGUGAACGAAAUAAAGGCCUACACACACGCUGCCGCCGGCGUAGCGUGUGUGCGCGGCGCGAGUGGCGCGAGGUGGCGCCACAGUCGCGCCGCGCUCGCGCUACUUGUGAUCUGUGUUCCGAGCAGACGGCCGAGCGUCUCCGGCAGUCGGCCGUCUGCUGCGGACGGUAUUUGUACUUCUAAGUUCGUCUCUCGAAUAAGACUUAUCGGCCAAUAUUCCUUCCUGCAACGGAGUGCAAUGUCGGGAGAUUAGUGUUCUGUCUCGUAAUUAUUAUCUCUAUUGUUAUUAUUAUAUUUUAUUAUUACAUUGUAGUUACGUCUUGUAUAAUAGUGUCGUAAAGGGCCGCUUGCACUUAACCGUUCGGCUAACACGAGUGACUUUCGACUUUCCUAUCAGGUGCAUAAAGAUUUAGAUUUGUAUGAUAGAAUAGAGGCGAGUGGUGAGGUCGGUCGUGCUGGACUUAACUAUAGCUUAAUGUAAGUCUCUAUCAACGAGUUAGUGUUAGUGUGGUACACCACGCGCGGCGCCGGCACGCCGCUCGGCGGAGGGUACACCAGUGUAUGCAUUGAGUCGCUCAACUAUUUGUACAAUAUGUAUAUUUUUGUAAAAUUCACUCUAACUCGAGGCAAUAUUAUGACAUUUUUAAAUUUAUCUGUAAUAUUAAAACUUAGUACAAUUGUUAUAGAAUGAUUUGUUCAGUUUGGGUUCGCUCAUCACCGUAGUAGCAUUGCCUCGCUGGGCGCGCUGGCGCCGGCACGGCCGCCGGUCGCACGUCUCUUAGACUUGUAUGAUAUCGCGCCCCGGCGCUGCUUGGUUGUGAAUUAGUAUCGCUUAUGGCCCCCACUCCGUCUGCCGCUGACGAUCAUCCGCGUUGCUUCUCUCAGUAUUGUCGUGCCAAAACAUACGUACAUGCAGGAGUAACAAAGCAAUAUCGUAACUGUAGUCUCGAAUGAAAGCAAUAAUAUCUCGGCGAGUGAACGCAUCACUUACUCCGUACUUCGCCUCUCUGUUACGUUCGUCCGUCGGAAUACGUUGUCACGUCACUGUCACUAGUUUCGUACACUUAGCAUUUAUUGUAGGCGUCGGACGGCGUCGCGCCACGCAUCCCUUACAUUUUAAUGAAUUUUAAUUUAUUGUAAGCUGAAUUUAUUAUACUUAAAGGUUUUAAAUAAGGGGAUAUGAGUAUGGCGCUUGCGACUAUUGCAGGCGCUAUGUAUUUACUUACGAUGUACUUAAGCAGCGCCGCAGAGGCGCGGGAUGCGCGGCGCCACGCCGGCGACACCCGGAGGCGGAGUUCUUAUCCUAGCUCAAUUUAUUACUUAUUAUAUUAUACUUGCUUGUUAUUCAUCGUUGAAAUAUAGUUAUUUUGAACCUUGGCUGCCUGGUGGCUCCAUUGAACUAAUCCGUUGAAAGUUAUAAGUACAUAGAAGUAAAUUUUAUCGCAUAUCAUAGAGGUGUCGUAUUCCGAGUGCGAAGCCAGCCAAGGUAGUCCAGAGCCUGCGUUACUCAGUCGCGUCGCAUUAGGUGGCGGCGGCGAGCCGGCGCGGGCCGCCCGCCGCCGCGGCAAGUACAAUUUACCUGAACCUUGUUGUGUUAGUGGACGAGUGUCUGCACUGUGACUGUUGAGCGAUGUCGCAUCUCACAUUCGAUCGUGAUUGGCUCGUGUGUCCGUUUAUAAUAUUUACGCUAGCGGUAACACUAAAGUUGAUAUGUUUGUACAGUUUUUAACGAUAAAACUACUUCUCGUAGUAACUAAGCAAGAAAUAUUUUUAGUAUAAUAAGAUCUAAUCGAAUUACAUCAUAGUGUAUCAUAAUAAACUAUUCGAGGUCGAAUUUUCAAAAUUUCGUUUGACUUUGUACGAUCCUUCGGAAUUUUUGGGUUCAAUUAAAUUAUUAAUGUCUCUCAUCUGAAACUGACUCCGUGAAAUGUAAUUAGAAAUUAAACUGGAAGAAUUUUAAAUAUUGAAAUACAACAUUAAUAAUAAAUAAGUAAUGUAUUAUAAAUAGAUGUAAGGUAAAAAGUUAUUAUUAACAUUGUAUGGAAAAAUUGUGACAAAAAUUAUAGUCAUUUGUAAUAUUA
This is a messenger RNA of Helicoverpa zea (corn earworm), 11409 nucleotides long. RefSeq names its product trithorax group protein osa (gene Tdg). Gene Ontology annotation, cellular component: nucleus. Lineage: Eukaryota; Metazoa; Arthropoda; Insecta; Lepidoptera; Noctuidae. The coding region runs from base 3440 to 6922 and encodes 1160 amino acids. Gene Ontology annotation, molecular function: mismatch base pair DNA N-glycosylase activity; DNA binding. Gene Ontology annotation, biological process: base-excision repair, AP site formation. The record is from RefSeq and is a predicted model, not a curated record. The transcript is spliced from 17 exons.